Messenger RNA from Helobdella robusta, 675 nucleotides. RefSeq lists its product as hypothetical. The transcript is spliced from 6 exons. The record is from RefSeq and is a predicted model, not a curated record. The coding region runs from base 1 to 675 and encodes 224 amino acids. NCBI's taxonomy places the organism in Eukaryota, Metazoa, Annelida, Clitellata, Rhynchobdellida, Glossiphoniidae.
AUGUUCGCCUCGGCCCCACCAGCCGAUUCAGUAGAUGAAUCUGAUCAAGUAGUUAUGAUGACGCUCUCAAAGUCAUUGAACCAGCUUCAACUACCUUCCAAACGAUACUCGCGUCCAACGACACCAAACAAACUGCACUGUGUACUAGAAGAGUUGACACACGAUCACGCAGUAGAGAUAACCAGCAGACCUCCAUCAACUUUUUCAAUGGAAGUCAAAUACAUAACAGGAGGCGAGAUUAACGUCUUAGGCCUACUCACCAUAACGCUUUCCAACGUCACAUUUGACCCAAUCAAUUUGCCGACGAACGAGGAAGAAGUUUACCCCGGUAUGAACCUUGCCAUUGACCUAAUUAAAUCGCGCAUGUCAUUGGCUGAUCAGUUGAUGAGUGCCAACAUCGAGAACAGCCUGCCAUUAAGAUUGUGUAGGAGCAUAUCCUUCUACGAAAGUCCACUUGAAAUGAUAAGCGACGACUUUGCUGAGGAAGAAGUGAACAGCAACGACCUUACAGCACGCAGAGGUGUCGCCGAUGGUGGUGACGAUGUGGCGAAUGUUGGUAGCGUAAAAGAUGGCGAUCACCGUCACGAUCUGGGAGUUUCGCUGCGUCUCAAAAUGGAUGGAACAAACAACGCAAGCACAUUAGCAAUUAGAAAACUAAGUUCUCAACAUUUUUAA